CAGCUACAAAAGGCCCCCGCGCGAUAGUCACAGACCUUUCGUUUGGCUCGAAUCUUCCACUACAGAGUUAUUCAUAUAUUUCAUCACUCUUCACACCUCACCCCAUCUAAUCUGAUGCUCACACGUACGUGUCAAAGAACCGGAAUUAGUCUAAAGACCUUUUGCGUACGUGGGCUACUCAGGAGGAGCCCGGUAGAUGCUAGCAUGUCACCGCGAGGGGACACGUAUCGUAUAAUAUCAAAACGCCAUCCGAUGACGAGUUGAUCAGUUUGGUUAUUCACAGAGUCGAGAGAGGAUGACGCGAGGGAGAGCAGAGAGAAGCAGGGAGGAUGAGGAGGAUGGUGGGAAGGUACAAGGAGAGCUGUACGCCCCGGAACAUGCCAUCCAAAUGACGACGGGAGAUGAGAAGAUGAAGAAGAAGAGUCAGACUAAGGAUGACAAGAUAAAGGAGAGGGUCUUGGAGAAGCUGAGGGCCAUGAACGGUGUCUCUGUCUCCCAGGAGGCGGUGGAGAGGGUCGGUGCAUUGGAGCCGCUGCACCGACUGAAGCAGCUUUUGGUGGACAUCUUCCCCAUCCUCUCCCCUGCCACCGCCUCUCGCAUGGUGGAUGAUGCUGCCGAUGAGGUUGAGGCUCUCUCCUCUACCUCCUCCCCUCCCUCCAAGCUUUGAUAUUUUUCUACUUCCUUCCGGCCUUUCUGCCUGCUUCUUUUUAAUUCCUGUUCUUUUUUUCCUUUCCAAAUGAAGGUUCAUCUUCGCAUCCCCUUUCACGGCU
Messenger RNA from Eucalyptus grandis, 770 nucleotides. RefSeq lists its product as uncharacterized. The record is from RefSeq and is a predicted model, not a curated record. The transcript has a single exon. Bases 296 to 667 code for a protein of 123 amino acids. Lineage: Eukaryota; Viridiplantae; Streptophyta; Magnoliopsida; Myrtales; Myrtaceae.